GAGCUCUGCGGCCAUCACUGCUUAUUCCCCGCCCCCUCCUCGGCUCGGCUCUGUUCCACCUUCCCCCGCCCGCCUCCGGGCUCCCGAGGAAAGACGCGACUGGGAACCCUCUCCCCGUGGGGGCCCAGGAGGCUUUAACGGGGCCUGGAUCCCCCCCCCUCCCCUGUCGGGAGAGAUGAUGAGCUCGCGGGCUCAGUGAGUCCCUUCAGCGGGCGUCGGCCGCAGCGGACGGAGCUGUAGCGGCAGAGGAGGGGGGGCGCGGCCCGGCCCGGCCGGGGCCGCUCAUGUUGUCGCCACGACGCCAUCGCGGCACAGGACGGACAGGUGAUCAGGAUUCUUCAGCUGGUAAUAGUCUCAGUUGUGCAAAGCUUUCAAGCUUUUCUUUCGAAGACCUGAAAAAGGCCUUUAAAGGGAGACUGCAAAUGGUGUGGGUAUUUAUCAUGAACCGAAUGAGUUCCCAGAGCAGUGCUUUUACUCAGCGGAGGCGAAUGGCUCUUGGAAUUGUUAUUCUCCUACUAGUGGAUGUGAUAUGGGUUGCUUCCUCAGAACUUACUUCAUAUGUUUUUACUCAAUACAAUAAACCAUUCUUCAGCACCUUUGCAAAAACAUCAAUGUUUGUUUUAUACCUCUUGGGCUUUAUUAUUUGGAAGCCAUGGAGGCAACAGUGCACACGAGGAUUUCGUGGAAGACAUGCUGCUUUUUUUGCAGAUGCUGAAGGUUACUUUGCUGCUUGUACUACAGAUAAUACGAUGAAUAGUUCUUUGAGUGAACCUCUAUAUGUUCCUGUGAAGUUUCAUGACUUGGCAAGUGAAAAACCUGAAAGUACAAAUGGUGAGAAUGAAAAAACACCCAAAAAAUCUCGUGUGAGAUUCAGUAAUAUUAUGGAGAUCCGACAACUUCCAUCAAGCCAUGCACUAGAAGCCAAGUUAUCUCGAAUGUCAUAUCCUGCUGUGAAAGAACAAGAGUCAAUUCUGAAAACUGUAGGGAAACUUACUGCAACUCAAGUAGCAAAAAUUAGCUUUUUCUUUUGCUUUGUGUGGUUUUUGGCAAAUUUAUCAUAUCAAGAAGCACUUUCAGACACACAAGUUGCUAUAGUAAACAUCUUGUCUUCAACUUCUGGGCUUUUUACUUUAAUCUUAGCUGCAGUGUUUCCAAGUAACAGUGGAGACAGAUUUACUCUUUCUAAACUGUUAGCUGUCAUUUUAUGCAUUGGAGGUGUUGUGCUGGUAAACCUUUCAGGGUCUGAGGAAUCUGCUGGAAAAGAUACAAUAGGUUCCAUUUGGUCUCUUAUUGGCGCCAUGCUCUAUGCUGUCUAUAUUGUUAUGAUUAAGAGAAACAGUAGACAGGGAAGAUAAGUUGGAUAUACCAAUGUUUCUUUGGUUUUGUAGGUCUCUUUAAUCUGCUGCUGUUAUGGCCGGGCUUCUUUUUACUUCAUUAUACUGGAUUUGAGGCCUUUGAGUUUCCCAAUAAAUUAGUAUUAAUGUGCAUUGUCAUUAAUGGCCUAAUUGGAACAGUUCUGUCAGAAUUACUGUGGUUAUGGGGCUGUUUUCUUACCUCAUCCCUUAUUGGAACACUUGCACUAAGCCUUACAAUACCUCUGACCAUAAUAGCUGAUAUGUGCUUGCAAAAGGUGCAAUUUUCUCCUGGUUAUUUUUUGCAGGUGCUGUUCCUGUAUUUUUCAUUUUUCA
Messenger RNA from Dromiciops gliroides (monito del monte), 1688 nucleotides. It is a transcript of the gene SLC35F5, whose product is annotated as solute carrier family 35 member F5. Gene Ontology annotation, biological process: regulation of peptide transport. NCBI's taxonomy places the organism in Eukaryota, Metazoa, Chordata, Mammalia, Microbiotheria, Microbiotheriidae. The transcript has 14 exons. The record is from RefSeq and is a predicted model, not a curated record. Gene Ontology annotation, cellular component: membrane. Bases 285 to 1355 code for a protein of 356 amino acids.